GCUUUCCCCCGGGAAGAAGGAGAGGAAGAAGAAGAGCAGCGGCGGCAACGAACAAAUAUGACGGAAAAUAGAUGGAGUAUAUAACAGCUGUCAUUAAUUUUUGCAAAAUUGUAGACGAAGCUCAGCUGAAAAGGUCCAACGUAUAAGAAUCGAAUUGGAGGAUUCUGGGAAAUCCGUCAGGCAAUCCAGAUUAUCUUUAUUUUAACAUAAUGGCGGGGACAUUCAAGUCCGUCUUCGAUGCUUCCUUUAUCACUGCUGAAUUCCUGAAUGCCCAAAUCAACGCGCACUUCAUCCCUCUCAUCUGGAAGUAUGUGUUACAGAACCCUAAUUGCCAGUGGGAGGAUAUUCCAUCUUUGCCUGCGUCAGCUUACCCUCUGCUUCGGUCCAAGUUCAAGCCUUCCACCUCCACCCUCCACUCUGUUAUUCACUCCACCGACCAGGUCACCACCAAGCUCCUCAUCAAAUUACAGAAUGGAGCAUUUGUGGAGGCUGUGAUCAUGAGAUACGACACACGUUUGGGAAAAUAUAAUGGAAAGGCUCGUCCUGGUGGCCCAAGGUCCACCUUAUGUAUAUCCUCUCAGGUCGGAUGCAAAAUGGGUUGCAAGUUCUGUGCAACCGGAAGCAUGGGAUUCAAGAACAACCUCUCGACAGGAGAAAUAUUGGAACAGUUGGUGCAUGCCUCUCACCUGUCAACUAUUCGUAAUGUUGUUUUCAUGGGAAUGGGGGAACCACUGAAUAAUUACUCUGCCCUGGUUGAAGCUAUUAGAGUUAUGACAGCUUCACCAUUUCAACUGUCUCCAAGGAAAAUUACUGUCUCGACGGUUGGCAUUAUUCAUGCUAUCAAGAAGCUCCAGCAUGAUAUCCCAAAUUUAAACUUAGCUGUCUCACUGCAUGCACCUGUUCAAGACAUUCGAUGUCAAAUCAUGCCUGCAGCACGUGCUUUUCCCCUGGAUAGACUAAUGGAUGCACUGGCAGAAUAUCAAAAGAAAUGUCAGCAGAAAAUUUUUAUCGAAUACAUAAUGCUUGAUGGUGUGAAUGAUGAGGAGCAGCACGCUCACAAGCUUGGCAAAUUGCUCGAGACAUUUCAAGUGGUUGUGAACCUGAUUCCUUUCAAUCCAAUUGGUGAUCUAAGUCACUUCAGAACCAGCCAGGAAGACAAAGUCACCAGAUUCCAGAAAAUACUUCGGGAAGUCUACAAUAUUAGAACGACAGUUCGUAAGCAAAUGGGCCAAGAUAUAAGUGGCGCAUGUGGUCAGCUGGUGGUUGACCUACCAAAUAAAAGGUUUAAUAGUGGAGAUCUGGUGACUGACAUUGAAGAUCUAAAUAUGUAAUCAAGAACGUUUUAGGGUUCAAAGUUUUAGUUGACGAGGUACCAAUGACAGUUUUGCUUCUUUCACAGUGGGUCAACCAAAUUCGGCUUGGUUUCAGAAAUCAUGGUAUUUCUCUGGUUGUGGAUUAGAAUCCCAAAAUUGAUCCGAUAUUUGGCUUGCAGCAGUAGGUACCCUUUGUAGACUGUAGCUCUACCAAAUUGUCCUUGUUUAGAAGAUAGUAUUCAUACUGCUUUACUGCAGUCUAGAUUCUGGAACCAAAUUUACUCCUUUAUGUGUGUAGUUCACAAUUUCAUGCGCUUUAGAUGAUGUUUAAAAUGCCGUCUGAAGGAAUUGCAGCAAUCUUCAAGAUUCUUGAAAUGCUUUAUAUAUGUAUAUUUGUUGCGAUGGAAAAUCGAUGUUGUCG
Coffea arabica (coffee) is the source of this 1734-nucleotide messenger RNA. RefSeq lists its product as uncharacterized. The record is from RefSeq and is a predicted model, not a curated record. Gene Ontology annotation, biological process: rRNA base methylation; tRNA methylation. Lineage: Eukaryota; Viridiplantae; Streptophyta; Magnoliopsida; Gentianales; Rubiaceae. Gene Ontology annotation, molecular function: iron-sulfur cluster binding; RNA methyltransferase activity.